UUUAAAGUUCAAACAAAUGUGAAAUAUUAACGUUUUAUUAAUUUGAAAUUUAAUUGUUUAAUAAAGAGUAUGAAUGAAUUAAAUGAAAGACAUAGAAUGGUGGACAUUGAAGAAGAAAAUAUGCUUUCAUUUCACACCGAAAUUGGGGAAAUAUGUGAUGGUGGUAACUCAAAAAUGAUGAUGUCCAUGAACAAUAUUCACUCCAAUUUAAAUCACCUCAGACAGGAUCUCGCACAACAUACUAGGAGUUUGUAUCAUUGUGAAAGACAGCAAUCUCCAAUGUCAUUAAGAUGUGGUUUUGAGGCCCACAGAUUUCGUUCUAACAAAUAUCCAAGUUCACACAGGUCUGUUUUAGAUUGCAGGAGUAGAUCUCCACUUUCAUUGCGUAGUGGGGACAUUGUAAGGAGUUCCAUUGACAUAACAAAUGCCCUUAAGUGUGAAUCAUUUAAAACACAUGAAUUACAAAUGAUUAAAGAUGUGGUUUGUCGAAAACUAAAACAUCAAUUAAGGAAAAGAUAUGAAAAAAAUAGAAAUAAGUUUAUGUUACUAAACACAAAUUAUAACAGAAUUAGUAAUAUUCAAAGAAAAAUUCCUUCUAGUGGAGAAAUUAGUGACUCUCCCAUAAGUAGCUAUGAAGAUGAUGAAAUACAAUCAAAUAAAAUUGCCACAGUCUUUAGAGGACCACAAAUCAGUCAAGUUCAUAAAUCUUUAGUGAAUACUACAAAAAAUAAUAUUCAUCUGCUGACAGAUCUUAGAAAUCCUGUUAAAAAAAACAUGUUAUUGAAUUCCCACAAAAACCAUUUAGAGGAAGUAAUGAAACCAGACUCAACUCUAGUUGGCAAUGAAGAAAGAACACUUAAAGAUGUAACAACUAAAGAAUAUCCACUUCCAUCACAAAGAUUUAUAGAAAACAUAACUGCUAAGAGGAAUAAUUUGAUUGAGAGACAUAAAAAAACAGAAGAACAGAAUUGUUGCAAAAGUGAAAAUGAUGGUAUUUUUUCAGCUAAUGAUAAUAGAAAAUGGUCCCUAAAAGAUCAAUCAAUCAACAAUGAAAAAGAAAUAACCCUUUCAAGCCCAAAAACACACUUUGAACAUUUGACAAAAGGCAUAUUUAAGAAACCAGUAAUGAUUAUGACAAAGGCUGCAGGAAAACAUGUGAAUAAAAAGGAAUUUGUGAUUUCCAAAUCUAGAAUGCAACCUUUAAGUGGAUCCAAUCAGAAAGUAAAAAAAAAAUCAUUAAAACAAAUGGAGGAUUUAAAAAUUAAUGAAGUUUCAAUGAAAUCUAGUUUUUCAAAGAGAAAAUUAUUUAUUCAAAAUGUUGAUCUGUUAAGUGUUAAAGUAGGAAGUAAUGUUGCUGAAGGAAGUCCCCAUGCUAAUGUUGGUAAUAAAGAAAAGAAUAAAGCAAGAAAACUUGUGACAACACAGUCUUGUCUGAACAGAAAUGUUUCUGAUGAGGAAGACAAUGUAUUGGGUUUAAUUAAAAAAAUUAUUCCUGCAGAACAUAUUAAUUCAACAUCUAGUAAAAUUAUUAAAACAAACUCUGCUUGUGAUGACAAAUGUAACAGUGAUAUCAGUGAUACGUUUACAGAUGAAACACUUAAUAGCACAGCUAUUGAAACAGAUUCUAGAAAAGAUAAUAUUCAAAAGAGCAGCUGGCAACAAUGGCACAAUGACAGCUCUAUACUUAAAGAUUGCAGUGUGAUUGUAAACAAACAUGCAACCACAAAUAUGGUUCAAAGGUCCAAAUGUUUGAAAACUUUUUGGGAUACUGAUAUUGAAAGUGAAAAAGAAUCUGAAACAGUUCCUGCCUGCAAAAUAUUCAAUCCCGAAAUAAAAGGUCAAUUAAAAGAUGUCACUUCAUCAACUCUUAAUAACACAAAAUAUCAAAUAAGAAAAAAUGUAGGAAACAUUUUUAAAGUGCAAGAUUUGAUAAAUAAAAGGAAUGCUAAGAAGAAAACAUUGAACAUGAAAAUAAAAGUCUCAAAUGUCAACGAAAAAAAAAUGAAGGAGAACAUUAAAAAAGCCUGCAGUGAAAUUCCACAAAAUGAUAAAGAAAAUAUAAAUAAAAAACAGAAUGAACAAAAUAAAGUAGAAUGUAUAAUAACUAAAAAGAAGAAGGAAAUUUUAUGUCCUGUCAAAGAAAAUGCUUUUAAUAAGAAACUAACUGGUGGCACUAAAAUUUCAGAAUUGAAGAGAAAUCAAUGUAGGAGAUCAAAGCGUUCUAACAGAAACUGCUCUGCAUGUGAUAAUAUUACAAAUGACACAAAACAUUCAAAAAGUUACUCUAAAAAUGGUAGAACAAAACAAAGUAAUUUAAUUACAGAAGGAAAUAAAAAAUCUCCAAGGACAAAACCAAGUCUAAAUAACUCACUUAAUACUAGUGAUAGUUUAAUCAUUUCAAGAAGAACAAGGUCAAAACAACAAAAUGCAAAUGUUAAUUCUCCAAAGGAAAAUAUUUCUCAACUUUCUGACAAUUUUAAUAUUUCUCUGCAAAGUUUAAGGCCACGGAAACUAAUCAAAUCUACAAGUACAAAACCUAUUCUUAAUAGUUAACUCAAUACAAGUGAUAGUUUAAACAUUUCAAGUAGGACAAGGUCCAAACAACAAAAUGCAAAUAUUCAUUCUCCCAAGGAAAAUACUUCUCAACAUUCUGACAAUUUUAACAUAACACUGCUUGGUGCCACGGACACUAAUACAAAGUAAUAAAUCUUUAUCGCCUAUAUUUAAUUAGGUCUACUGCUUUCUUAUUAAUUCUGAUUUUGGUUAUGAUUAUUUUAAUGUAAUUUAAAAGAUCAAAUUCCAUUUCAUUAUCAUUAUGUUACAAAAAUUAUAUAAAUGUUUAUUUACUGUAAGUAAUUAACUAGUUAUAUUUUUAUAGAAAUUAAUUUUAUUAUGUAUUAUACUUAAAUUUUAUGGACCUUUAGAUAUUAUUU
This is a messenger RNA of Pieris brassicae (large cabbage white), 2933 nucleotides long. RefSeq lists its product as uncharacterized. The transcript has 5 exons. Lineage: Eukaryota; Metazoa; Arthropoda; Insecta; Lepidoptera; Pieridae. Bases 70 to 2553 code for a protein of 827 amino acids. The record is from RefSeq and is a predicted model, not a curated record.